Molecule: messenger RNA, 2027 nt
Organism: Chelonoidis abingdonii (Abingdon island giant tortoise)
Lineage: Eukaryota; Metazoa; Chordata; Testudines; Testudinidae
Product: receptor-interacting serine/threonine-protein kinase 2-like
Biological process (GO): regulation of apoptotic process; protein phosphorylation
Molecular function (GO): ATP binding; JUN kinase kinase kinase activity
Source: RefSeq, a predicted model, not a curated record
UUUGAGGAAAUCAUAUGAUGGGCUACUCCCUGCCUCCUAUCCUUGGCAUUCUUCCUUUAAAACCACAGAGCUGAAGCCACAUAAUGCUGCAAUUAACUGGCCAGCCCAUGAAGAGAACCUAGAUGACUGCAGUCACUAAGGAGUUACAGUUUGCACACACAAUUAGGGGAAAUUUUGGAUGUGUGUAGGCAACCAAUGAAAGAGGAGAUAAACAAUGCAGCUGACUCAUACCCAGCAAGGGUUAGAUUGUGAUUGCAACACUGUUCCAGGCAGAUCAUAGCUCUUUGCUGCAUUCGCACUAGCUCACUCCUGUAGUCUCUAUGCCCACACGUCUGGAGUCCCCUCACUAGACAGCAGAAAAUGGCCAAUCUGAUGCCUGUAAUAGCCCAGGAAGAGCUGGAUAACUUUAUCUUCACCAGGACAAGUUCUGGCUUCGCCCUCAAAGCCUUUCAUGCUCCUCAGAACAUUAACAUAUCACUGAAGCUGCUGACCAGCCAGAAUACAACAGAGAGUGAGUUGAAGGUGCUACUCCAAGAUGUAGCAAACACACGACGCAUUCAGUCUGAACAGCUCCUGCCUUGUCUUGGGAUCUACAAAUCUCAGGGACUUCUGGGGGUCGUGACUGAAUGGAUGUCCAAUGGAUCCCUCCACUCACUCAUCCACGAGCACCACCUAUACCCAGAAUUGCCUUUUCCCCUACUCAUGCGGAUCCUGUCAGAUGUGGCUGAAGGAUUAUAUCAUCUCCAUAGCCUAGACCCUCCUCUCCUCCACUACAGCCUGAAACCCUCCAAUGUCCUUUUGGAUACACAAUAUAGAGCUAAGAUAACAGAUUAUGGUCUAACCUCCUGGAGGAAGCAGCAAAGAUCAGUCCUGCAGAACUGCAAUAGAAGCUGCUGGGAUUUGGUAUACCUUUCUCCUGAAAUACUUGAAGGCGGUGUACCCUCACAAGAAGGAGAUAUUUACAGCUUUGGAAUGCUAUGUUGGGAAAGUGUAAGCAGACAGAAACCUUUUGAAGGCAAAAAAACCCUGCUGGAAGUUGUGACAGGAGUCUGUAGUGGCCUGCGGCCUGGGACUGAAGCAGAGUAUAUACAGAGCAAUUUGCCUCAGAGAAAUAGGCUGCUACAGCUCAUCAUACUGUGCUGGCACCAAGACCCAGAUUACAGGCCCCAAACUGCAGAAUGUGCAGAACUCUUAAGGAGAAUUUUGAGCGCUUUUAGCAAGGAGAAGAUUUCCAGUGCAAUCUACACUUUGAUUGAUGCAAAGGAGAGAGCAGUAAAUGCCUGCAAAGGCUCAGUUCCACACAUGCGUCAGACACAUGUGCACAACCUAGAGGUCGUCUGUGCACAGAAAAACAGCAACCGGCUUAUCGACAAGUGUGUCCAUCUAACAGCACAGGAAUUGUCAACUGUUCUUGACAGCCCUGCAGGAAGAGAGAAGGCUAAUCAGAUGGCACUUGCAGAUAUCACUACGCCAAACACAACACGAAAAAGAGCUCAUCCAGGCAGUAGAGAAUCAGCUGUGCAGCAUUCCUUUCCCACUCCUUGUACUUCUGAUCCACAUGCAAGCAGAGAAGAUGGUGGUCAGUGUCAAAGGGACCCAAAGGUGUGGCAGCAGCAGCCAUUACAGUUAUUACUGCCACCUGAGCACAGUCCCCAUCAUAGCCAAUUUCAAAGCACACAGUUUGAACAAACAUUAACAGGUCCUUGCUGCAAAGGCAACUGCUGCCAGAUCCUAGCCUGUGGGCGACAGACUAUCUUGAGCUGCAUGACAGAAGGGCGCCUCAACCACAUUCUUGAUGUCCUUCGCUCCCAGCAAGUGUUGUCUAAAAUGGACUAUGAAAUGAUCACCUCUUUCCCCACCCUGACCAGCCGCACUCGUGCUUUGUUGGACACUUGCCUCUGCCUUGGAGAGGGGGCAGCUCAGGUUGUAGUGACUGUGCUCUCAACUAGCAAAUGUAGCCCUCUGGCACGAGGCAGCCACAUCACAGACAGUUCUGCUAAAUUAAAUAGACGACUGCAGUGACUUAA